GUGUGAGGUUGGGGAGGAAGUCCAACAGCUCACAGGAACUCAGUUAUUUAUUAUUUAGCUUUCUGUUCUCAGGGACCUGAGUGAACUGUAGAAACAGAGCACAGUACAUAAUCUCCCAUUGAACAUGAAGGAAACUACUAAAUGUCUCUGAAAGCCCAAGGGUCGCAGUUCACUAAAACUGAAAGUUGCUUCUCUCAUUACCCAUGGCAAAUGUAAUAGAAACCAGUGAAGGCCAGUUUGUGAUCAGCUAUCCUGAAGAUGAUUCCUGUGUACCUUGUCACAGCUGCAGUAGCAAUAUGGUGAAAUAUACUGAUGAAUCCUUUACAUCCUGUACUGAUGAAAAUGAGAGUGGUCAAUCCUACAGUCAGUCGUUUGAGUCUUAUCAUCCCUUUGAUGAGGAAUUUGAAUCAAAAACAGAAUCAGAAGCCACCACAAUCGAAUCUGAAAUGGAAUCUCUUUCACCUCCAAAUAUCAAACAAGAAACAAAAGAAGAAUUUGAAUGCUGUGAAGACCCUAAAGAUUUACAAGCAAAACAAAAAUUUAUAGAAAAACAUCUUAAUAUAUUGAAGAGAAACAGAUUUGAAUCUUCUCCACACCAUCUAAAAGAACAGUAUAUGGUUUCCCGUAAAGAGGUUGCUCAGUUUCUCUCAGUCGAAUCAGCACCUUUGCAAAUGUAUUGUCAUAUGAAGAUUGAGCAGAUUCAAUGGAAAUUUCAGCAAUCUGAGUCCUGUAAACAGGUAAAGCCACAUUCAAACAAACCACUCCGAAGAAAGACUGUUCUUCAGCCGAACUGCAUUGUACCCCAGCAACUGAUAAACCAAGUUCGCCAUAAAUGCAUCUCAGAGACAGUUAAACAGGUCAUGGAAACCAGCAUGCAUCAACCUUCCAGGUGUACUGCCUGUGUCAAGAAACUCAGUAAGCUGGCAGAGCACAACUUCCUCCGUGUCAAGAGAAUACAAUUGGAAGAUAUGUUACUCCAAGAUAAAAUAGAGGCGCACAUUUAUACUAAGGACGCACUUACACAAAUUGGAGAAAUACACAGAAGCCUCCCAAAAUACUCAGAUGCUGCUGCUGUGGUGUGGAAGAGGUUAUUUGAUAGAAAAGUCCAAACUUAAUUUUGUAAUGUUUGGACCUGUUACAACAGAAUAUGACUUUGAAUAUUGAAUCAUAAGCAAAAA
This is a messenger RNA of Hemiscyllium ocellatum (epaulette shark), 1178 nucleotides long. RefSeq lists its product as uncharacterized. The transcript has 6 exons. Bases 204 to 1115 code for a protein of 303 amino acids. The record is from RefSeq and is a predicted model, not a curated record. Lineage: Eukaryota; Metazoa; Chordata; Chondrichthyes; Orectolobiformes; Hemiscylliidae.